Messenger RNA from Phycodurus eques (leafy seadragon), 2981 nucleotides. RefSeq names its product prolyl endopeptidase like (gene prepl). Gene Ontology annotation, molecular function: serine-type endopeptidase activity. The record is from RefSeq and is a predicted model, not a curated record. The transcript has 15 exons. Bases 66 to 2156 code for a protein of 696 amino acids. Gene Ontology annotation, cellular component: Golgi apparatus; cytoskeleton. NCBI's taxonomy places the organism in Eukaryota, Metazoa, Chordata, Actinopteri, Syngnathiformes, Syngnathidae. Gene Ontology annotation, biological process: proteolysis.
GUUUAAGGAAGCAUGGCGGAUGACAAACUUCCUUCAAGACAGCGGAUGAAUAGUGAAAUAGUGUAAUGGCUGUUCUCGCUCUACUCCAUUUACCCGCACGUUUUGUAUUAUUUCGUUCACAUUGUAAGGAUGUUUUCCGCGUGCAUCGUGUCACGAAGCGUGUGUAUUGUCGUGACUACACUAAUGACACACCCUUGGAUCAUAAAAGUCGUGGUCUCGAGAGAUACAAAGACUUAAAAACGCAUUUCAAGAGACACCUGAAAGCAAUUUACAGCAGGUUCACCAACGUAGCUGACCAUUCAGCGGUGUAUGGACGACACCAUGUUUAUUUUAUGGAAGGAAACAGUAUCUACAGAAUGGAAAAGAGAAAAAGCGAGUCGGAACCGGAGCAGGUUCUCGACCUGGGAUGCAUCCCUGCAGGUGAGGAGACACAAGAGUGGACCGUGCAGAGAAUACGACUUUCCCCUCAGGAGAAGCAUCUUGCCGCCACGGUGAAGACUCAUAACACAGAAACAAUCAGGUGUGUGGUUGUGAAGCUCGGCCAAAGAAACAUACUCACGUUGGACAAUGUCUUCACCUUUGAGUGGGCCACAGAUGAGGUGUUGUUUUACACCAUCCAGGAAAAUUUGAAGUGCCAAAAGGUGUAUCGUCUGGACCUGACCCAAAAUGGAAGCACGACACGCCCCGUGUAUGAGGAAUCAGAACCGGAUGUGUUUGUGGAGGUGUCCCUCUCCAGAGACUGCCAUGCACUGAGCAUCACCUGCAGCAGCAGAAACAGCUCCGAGGUGCUGCUCGUGGACGUCUCGGACCCCCGUCUAGAACCCACCCUGGUUCAGGCGCGCCAGCCGGAACUGUUGUACCACGUGGAACACUGGAGGCGGAACCUGAUCAUACUCGCCAACACGGGGCCUGGGCAGGAAUAUCAGGUGAUAAAGGCCCCCCUCUCCGAGCCCUCCAUGGUGUCAUGGGACACCAUAUUCACGCCGUGUCUCGGCACUGUGAUCAAAGACAUGGAUGUGGUCAGGGACCACUGCAUACUGGUUGCCGUGACGACAAGCAAUGAACUUGAGCUGAUUGUCGUCCCUCUCUCCCGACCGAGAGAAGCAUACACUCUGCAGCUCCCCACCUGGGCGUGCGUCGUUGAAACCAAGCGUCCCGGCCUUGCAGACCAACGCGGCGCGUUAGAGUUCCUGAUAUCCUCUCCAGUCCGCCCCCAAGUGUCCUACUGUCUUUAUCCCGAGAAAGGCCUCCUUUCAUCAGGCACGGUGGACAGGCCCUCUCCAAAGAAGCAGGAGAAUUAUAUUACGGCACGUUUAAAGGCCUGCAGCCAGGAUGGUACCAUAGUGCCAGUGACACUGUUUCACGGCGUGAAGUGUAUGAAAGACACGCCUCUGCUGGUGCACGUGUACGGAGCUUACGGCCGGGAUGUCGACAUGCAGUUCUCCCCGAAGAAAAGGUUUCUGCUGGACCAGGGCUGGGCUCUGGCCUAUUGCCAUAUAAGAGGGGGAGGAGAGCGCGGGCUGGCAUGGCAGAGACAAGCUCGCGUCGAGGGGAAGCACAGAGGAGUGGAGGACCUUCAAGCCUGCCUUAGUCACCUCUUCUCCUCGGGGGUCUACAGCCCUUCACGGACCGUCCUCACCGCCUGCAGCGCCGGAGGUGUGCCAGUGGGGGCGCUAUGCAACAGACGACCCGACAUGACGCGGGCAGUCAUGCUGCAGAGUCCUUUCCUGGAUGUGCUGGGAACAAUGGAGGACCCCGAACUGCCUCUCACAGUGGAGGACAGGGAAGAGUGGGGCGACCCUGCAGGAAACCUGGAACACAGGCUCACCAUCGCCUCCUAUUGCCCAGUUUGCAACAUUACUCCUCAGCGCUACCCGUCAAUGCUGCUGACGGCCUACACUGACGACAACAGGACACCUCUAGCCGGUGUCCUGAAGUAUGCUGAGAAGCUGAAGGAAGCAGUGCAAAUUCAUUUCAACAUGGCAGCCACAUCAGACCCUGAACCAAACAUAGUUAUAAAUAUACAACCUGGAGCAAAUCACAUUGGAUCAGAUGACUGGGAGUCCAUGCUGGAGGAGGAAGCCCUUCAGCUAGCAUUUCUCUACAAGGAGAUGGACCUGGAACCUCCUUGUCCUCCAUGGAGGAGGAAGAGAUAAAGUUGUGUGGAUGACAGCAGAAGACAGGACAACAAGGGAUGUGACUGCAAUGAUAGUUUCUUAUUGAGCCAUGCACAUCUAAUGAGAUACAAUGGAAGAUUUGCAUGUUAGCAUGUAUAGAGAAUGUCUAUGGCACCUAAAUAACAGGCUUUUUCAGAGAUAUAGCACAGCCCCGGGUGGUUGGUGUUAAACCGAGCAUGUGAGGAGAACUCAAUCAUCAAACCCUCUCCCGCCUCAGUGGCGAUCAGAGACUUGUUGACCACUUUGCGGUCGUUGGCCCGGUUCGUGCUCAUCAGAACCCGCAGCCGCUCAGGCAGCUCAACGACCGCCGAGAGAUCGGUGACUGCCGACUCAUGGCCGAAGUUGAGCACCAGGAGGAAGGCGGAGUCCAGCCCGUCCAGCUCUCGCAGGUAGGCGAAGACGCCGCGGUCAGCUUGGAUGUAGCAGAACCAGCCUCGUUGGAGGGGCAGUUCCGACUGACGCAGCGUGUUCAGGAGGCGGUACUGAGACAGCAAAGAGCCUUCGUCUUGCUUCUGGACCUGGAGGAGGACACAUGGAAGCUAGUCAAUGUGCCGUUUAAAUAAAAUGUGUUGUUUUUUUAAGAGCGUUGUUGAUACCUCCACAUUGACACUGCUGUAGUUGGGAUGCACGGGCAACCAUGUCACAUUGGUCUUGUUGUUGAACCCUGCAUUCAAGUCAGCACUCCACUGCAUUGGAGAACGCUGAGGAUCUCGACUGGCACUCUGCAUCAUACACAGUUGAAUGUACACUGACUAGACACCUGCUAAAUCCAAUAUAAAAGUUCUGCUUUUAGAAAAAUAAUAA